ACAAAGCAAUGUUCGUCGUGACCUCUUUUUGGAAACAAAUUUGCAUUUCCAGAACGGACCAAUACUCCAAAAUAAUGUGAAGAAGGAUUUCCAACAGCGCCAGGUUCACAAUGGAUCAAUACAAGGCACUGGGCCACAUCGGCGAAGGGGCCCACGGGGUCGUGACGAGGGCCGUUCACAAAGCCACGGGAAAAGACGUGGCAAUGAAAAAGUUGUACUUGCGACGGCCGGACGAAGAGGUGCCUAUUCAAAUUCUCAGGGAGAUCAAACUGCUGCAGAAAGUGCAGUGCAAAUAUGUGAUUAAACUGCUGGAGGUUUUGCCACAGGGCAUCUGCUUUGUUCUUGUUUUCGAGUACAUGCCCACAGGACUGGCGGAAAUGAUCAAAGACCCGCAAAGUCCUUUGACUGAGGCGCAAAUCAAAAGAUACUUGGAGAUGCUCCUUCAAGGAGUUGAAUAUCUGCACUCGCAAUAUAUAAUGCACAGAGAUUUGAAACCAGCGAAUCUCUUAAUUAGCUACAAAGGUGUUUUGAAAAUCGCCGAUCUUGGUCAAGCCCGUUUGUUUGACUUGAAGGCCAACGAGAAAAGACCCUACUCGCAUCAGGUCGCGUCGAGAUGGUACAGGGCGCCGGAACUAUUGUACGGCGCCAAGAUUUAUACUGAGGCUGUGGAUAUUUGGGCUGUCGGCUGCAUCUUUGGAGAAAUGCUAAACAGAGCUCCACUGUUUAGGGGUGCAAGUGAUAUAGAGCAGCUCUGUGUGGUGCAGAGGAUGAUGGGAACACCAAGCACAAGAGAUUGGCCUGAAUUAGAAACGCUUCCAGAUUACAAUAAAAUCACUUUCACACCAAUGAAAGCUCUGCCCUUUGAAAAGAUCAUCCCCAACUGCAGUUCUUCCACAUUAGACCUCACGAAAAAAUUCAUAGUUUAUAACCCGAGCUUACGCAUUUCUGCAAAGAAGGCACUGGAGCAUAAGUAUUUUUUUAGUAUGCCCCUGCCGUGUCCAAUGCCGGACAUGCCCAAGCCAUUUGAUGGUCACAGGGAAAAGUUCAACCAAGAUUCGCCUGAUGUCGGCGGCCCGAGUGGUAUUUUCAAUAAUUUUGACAAAAUGCAAAUAAUUUAAAAAUAAAAAUAUUUGGCAUUUAUC
This is a messenger RNA of Neocloeon triangulifer, 1142 nucleotides long. RefSeq names its product cyclin-dependent kinase 20-like. Gene Ontology annotation, cellular component: nucleus. Lineage: Eukaryota; Metazoa; Arthropoda; Insecta; Ephemeroptera; Baetidae. The coding region runs from base 111 to 1118 and encodes 335 amino acids. Gene Ontology annotation, biological process: protein phosphorylation. The transcript is spliced from 5 exons. The record is from RefSeq and is a predicted model, not a curated record. Gene Ontology annotation, molecular function: cyclin-dependent protein serine/threonine kinase activity; ATP binding.